AUGGCAGCUCGAGGAAAUGUUCCUGCGCACCUGCAAGCCUCGCUACCUGCUCUGCCACCUCAUCUACAGUCGGAUACCCAUUUGACAGCACACCUCGCGAGCCGGUUCCAUGUGUCUCUGCCAACCGCAAAACUUUCUUCACAAGGUCUGAUAUGCCUCAACACCUAUACAUCCUCGACAAGAGGGCCAAAUGGGGAAAAAGAAGGGAGCGCCAUGGGCGAAGCCGAAGACCUCGCUCGUAGGGCCUGGAUCAGGCUAGGAAGUAGAGCAGAGGAUCAAGCCGUGGUUUUCUUCGGUGAAUCUGGCUCUGGCAAGACCACAGUCCGGUCACAUUUGCUUACUUCAGUUCUCUCCUUUUCCUCCACGCCACUUUCCUCCAGAUUAUCUCUCGCAGCGUUUGUUUUCGAUACCCUGACCACAACCAAAACCACAACCACCCAAACCGCAUCGAAAGCCGGGCUGUUCUAUGAGCUCCAGUAUGACGCCUCCUCGUCCAUUCCUACUCUCAUCGGUGGCAAAUUGCUGGACCACCGUCUAGAGAGGAGCCGUAUAUCUCAUGUGCCUACCGGGGAAAGGAGCUUCCACGUCCUCUAUUAUCUCCUUGCCGGUACAAGCCAAGCCGAGAAAACACAUCUGGGUCUGACUGGUGAGACCAACAUCACCACCUCUGGCACAGGCCUUUCCCGCUCCGCCUCUGUCGCCCAGAAAAGAUGGAGAUAUCUAGGCCACCCGACCCAAAUGAAGGUUGGAAUAAAUGACACGGAAGGCUUCCAGCACUUCAAAACGGCACUGCGGAAGCUUGAGUUCCCCAGAUCUGAAAUUGCUGAAAUUUGUCAAGUGCUUGCAGCCAUUUUGCACAUAGGCCAGCUGGAAUUCGGUACCGGCCAGACCACUCUGACUGCUGCAGAGGAAAGUGGCGGUUACUCACAUGAGGGUGGUGAGACUGUGACUGUAGUCAAGAACACAGAGACCUUGGCCACCGUUGCCGCAUUCCUGGGACUGGGCGCACAGGAGCUGGAGGAGAGCCUACGAUAUAAAACGAAGACGUUGCACAGAGAGCGCGUCACGGUCAUGCUAGAUCCUAAAGGAGCCCGUGGAAAUGCCGACGAACUGGCUACGACAUUAUACUCCCUCCUUGUCGCCUACAUUAUCGAGAGCAUCAAUCAAAGGAUCUGCGCUUCGGAAGACGCUGUAGCCAACACUAUCUCCAUCGUCGAUUUUCCUGGCUUCGCUGACCACACUUCUACCGGUUCGACCCUCGACCAACUGUUGAGCAAUGCUGCAAACGAGUCUCUCUACAAUACCUGUCUGCACAGUUUCUUCGAAAGGACCACUGAAGCUCUCGAGAGCGAAGAGGUCAGUGUUCCAGCAACUACCUAUUUCGAUAACACGGAUACGGUCCGUGGCCUUCUCAAGCAUGGAAACGGCUUGCUUGCGAUUCUGGACGACCAGACCCGCCGGGGCCGCUCAGAUAUCCAGUUCCUCGAAAGUCUACGGAAACGGUUUGAGAACAAGAAUAAAGCUAUCACGGUUGCGAACGCAACUACAACUAUGCCCGGCAGUAAUUUCGUCACUCCGAACCUGUCGGCUUCUUUCACAGUUCGACAUUAUGCCGGUGAAGUGGAUUACCCGGUCAAUAGCUUGGUUGAAGAAAAUGGCGAUGUGGUCUCAGGCGAUCUGAUGAAUCUUAUGAAAUCUACAAGGAGCGACUUUGUGGGAUCUCUGUUUGGACAGGAGGCUCUGAACACCAUCAGCCAUCCUUCAGAGAAGACCGCCAUCGUUCAAGCCCAGGUCAGUUCCAAACCGCUACGCAUGCCCAGUGUAUCGAGGAAGAAGCAUGACCAAUUGCGAAGAAUGGCUAGCAGAAGAGCAGAUAAAACGCCUGCUGUAGAAGAGACCGAAGAAUCAGGUCUGCGGGUCGAGGAAGGAAGAUCAAGGCGAAUGAAGGCGACCGCGACCGGUCUCACUCAAGGCGCCGCCGCCCAAUUUCUGUCAGCACUGGACAACAUCACAAAGUCGCUGACUGCCCCGAAUGUCAACAACUAUUUCGUCUUCUGUCUCAAACCAAAUGAUAGGCGGAUUGCGAACCAGUUUGACAGCAAAUGCGUUCGACAGCAACUGCAAGUGCUCGGAAUUGCAGAGAUCAGUCAGCGGCUCCGCACAGCCGAUUUCAACAUCUUCUUGCCUUUCGGCGAGUUCCUUGGUCUCGCAGAGACCGAUGUCGGUGUGGUUGGCAGCGAGGCGGAGAAAGCCCAGCUGGUGUUGGAUGGCAGGCGAUGGCCACCCAAUGAAGCCAGAAUUGGUAGUACUGGAGUCUUCAUGAGUGAACGUUGUUGGGCAAGCAUCUCCCUCUCAGCCUCACAAUCUGCAGCAUAUUUUGGCGGAGAACAAGGCUCACUUUCCCGGCCCGACACACCUGGCCCAAAUCCCUUCUUAGACCCGAAAGCACAGUUACUCUCCUCUGCUGAUGGCACUCCCGGGUCCUUCUAUGGGGAUGAAACUAAGGGAGGGGGCUAUUUUGGAAGCCGUGACCUCGACGCCAAAUCCGACGCAGGCGCCUCAGCGUUUCACUCUGGUGACAUGUUCAGAAACCUUGAAACCAAAGAAGAACUCGCUGAAAAGGCGAACAAGAAAAAAAUGGAAGAGGUCGAUGUUGUGGCGCUGUCGUCAAGCCGCAAACGGUGGCUAGCACUUGUUUAUCUGCUUACAUGGUACAUCCCGGACUUCGGCAUCAAAUUGAUAGGGAGAAUGAAGCGUAAAGAUGUGCGGACUGCCUGGAGAGAAAAGCUUGCGAUCAAUCUUCUUAUCUGGCUCAGUUGUGCAAGCGCGGUCUUCUUCAUCAUCUUCUUCCCGACCCUGAUUUGUCCAAGGCAAUAUGUCUACUCCGCAGCUGAGUUGUCCUCACAUGAUGGCAAAGGUAAUCACGAUUCGUUCAUCGCCAUCAGAGGAGUGGUAUUUGACUUGGGCGCAUUUUUGCCUAGCCAUUACCCGAACAUUAUUCCUCAAAGCUCACUCAAGAAGUAUGCCGGGGUGGAUGCCACAGGCCUUUUCCCUGUCCAAGUCUCAGCUCUAUGUCAGGGCAAAGGCAACGGAGUUGACCCAACUGUUCAGCUUGACUACACCACGACGAAUAUCACAGGGUCUGCGAGUGUGAUCUCCUCCACCGACGCCAAUAGACGUUAUCAUGACUUCAGAUCCUUUAACCGGGAUUCCAGACCUGACUGGUUCUUUGAGCAAAUGAUAAUGCUUAAGGCAAACUACAAAAAGGGAAAUAUCGGCUACACCCCUCAGUAUGUCAAGACUCUGGCGGGCAAGUCUCGCGCCAUUGCAAUACUGAACGACAAGGUUUACGAUUUCACUACGUACAAUCAGGGCGGUCGCAGUACCAGAGCCCCCGAGGGUGAAGAGGUACCCGCCGGCGUCGACACGAAUUUCAUGGACGACCUCGUGGUCUCUCUGUUCACACAACGGGCUGGACAAGACGUCACUAAAUAUUGGAAUGCGCUUCAAAUUGACGAGGGCCUAAGAAGUCGGAUGCAGAUAUGUCUUGACAACCUAUUCUUCGUGGGAGUGACUGACACACGUAACUCACCACAGUGUCUGUUCGCGCAGUACAUCCUCCUGGUCAUCUCAAUUCUUAUGUGCUCUGUUAUUGCAUUCAAAUUCCUGGCAGCUCUUCAGUUUGGGGGCAGAAAUGUGCCGGAGAACCUGGACAAGUUUGUCAUUUGCCAAGUUCCCGCAUAUACCGAAGACGAGGACUCACUGAGGCGUGCCAUCGACUCUGCGGCCCGCAUGCGCUAUGAUGAUAAACGCAAACUCCUGAUUGUCGUCUGCGAUGGUAUGAUCAUAGGUCAAGGAAACGAUCGGCCUACUCCAAGGAUUGUCCUCGACAUAUUGGGUGUCUCUGAGACAGUGGAUCCUGAGCCUUUGAGCUUUGAGUCCCUUGGCGAGGGUAUGAAACAGCACAAUAUGGGCAAGGUAUAUGCUGGUCUCUACGAGGUCCAAGGCCAUAUUGUACCAUUCAUGGUUGUUGUGAAGAUUGGCAAACCUUCAGAAGUCUCAAAGCCUGGAAACAGAGGCAAACGUGAUUCACAAAUGAUCGUCAUGCGUUUCCUAAACCGGGUUCAUUACAAUCUUCCGAUGAGCCCACUCGAGCUUGAGAUGCACCACCAAAUUCGGAAUAUCAUCGGCGUCAAUCCUACCUUCUAUGAAUUUAUGCUACAGAUCGAUGCCGAUACAGUCGUUGCACCUGACUCCGCCACUCGAAUGGUCGCAGCAUUCCUCCGCGACACGCGAUUGAUAGGGUUGUGCGGAGAGACGUCGCUCACCAACGCCAAAGCCUCCUUCAUUACCAUGAUGCAGGUCUACGAAUACUAUAUCUCUCAUAAUCUCACCAAGGCUUUUGAGUCACUGUUUGGCUCCGUGACCUGUCUGCCAGGCUGUUUUACCAUGUAUCGUAUCCGAGCUGCGGAAACGGGCAAACCUCUUUUUGUCAGUAAGGAGAUCAUUGAGGACUAUUCCGAGAUCCGGGUCGACACACUGCACAUGAAGAACCUGCUUCACCUAGGUGAAGACAGAUUCUUGACGACUUUGCUGCUCAAAUACCACUCCAAGUACAAGACCAAGUAUCUCUUCCAUGCGCAUGCUUGGACAAUUGCUCCCGACAGUUGGACAGUGUUCAUGUCUCAAAGGCGUCGCUGGAUCAACAGUACGGUUCACAACUUGAUCGAACUCAUACCAUUACAGCAGCUCUGCGGUUUUUGCUGUUUCAGUAUGCGUUUUGUGGUGUUCAUUGAUCUUCUGUCCACCAUCAUAGCACCUGUGACUGUUGCAUAUAUUGUUUAUUUGAUUGUCCUUGUAUCUACUCGAUCGACUGUUGUCCCGCUCAUGGCAUUUGUCCUUCUUGGUGUGGUUUAUGGAUUGCAAGCUUUUAUUUUCAUCCUCCGGCGAAAAUGGGAAAUGAUUGGGUGGAUGAUUGUGUACAUCCUCGCAAUGCCCAUAUUUUCGUUUGGGCUGCCACUGUAUUCAUUCUGGCACAUGGACGACUUCAGCUGGGGUAAUACGCGUUUGGUUACUGGCGAGAAGGGUAAACAGAUCCUUAUCUCUGAUGAGGGCAAAUUCGACCCAGACUCCAUUCCAAAGAAGAAGUGGGAAGAAUAUCAAGCAGAGUUGUGGGAUGCUCAGACACAGCGCGAUGAUGCACGCUCCGAGAUUUCCGGCUACAGCUAUGGCACAAAAUCGUACCAUCCUGCUGGCUCUAUCUACGGUGGUGGAUAUGACACUCAGCAUCUCAUGCCCACGUCUAGGUCUGCCUCGCAGCUUGACAUGCAUCCUCCAGUUUAUGCAGGGGCCUACAAUCAAUCCAGAAUGUCAUUGGCACCAUCGGAUAUGCUAGGUGGUGGCAUGAUGGCAAGUGGGCGGUCCAUCGCCGAUAUGGAGAUGUCCGAUCUGACCGGCCUGCCAACUGAUGACAUGAUCUUGAACGAGAUCCGCGAAAUCUUGAAGACGGCAGACCUAAUGACAGUGACUAAGAAAGGAAUCAAGCAAGAGCUCGAGCGGAGGUUUAACGCGAAUCUUGAUGUCAAGCGUGCAUAUAUCGGCAGUGCUACCGAAGCCAUCCUAUCUGGUCAACUAUAG
Molecule: messenger RNA, 5637 nt
Organism: Exophiala aquamarina CBS 119918
Lineage: Eukaryota; Fungi; Ascomycota; Eurotiomycetes; Chaetothyriales; Herpotrichiellaceae
Product: chitin synthase
Exons: 3
Coding region: 1-5637 (1878 amino acids)
Cellular component (GO): cell periphery; myosin complex; cell septum
Molecular function (GO): ATP binding; cytoskeletal motor activity; chitin synthase activity
Source: RefSeq, a predicted model, not a curated record